UACUUGCCUGGGCUCUGUUCAGCUGGCCUCUAUAACUCCACAUUUCCACAGCCCGAGAGCAAUACCGGUUUCCCCGAGCACAGUUCGCCAAUCGCCUCUCCUGCUAGCCCUAACAGGGGCCGCUUUGCAAAUCAACUGAGCAUCCUUUCCGUCCUCCAAAACAGACAGACUCAGCCCGCUUCACAGGACGUAUUGAAAGCUUUAGGAUGGCAUAAAUCGACGGAAUAUAAGUCCUCUCCGCUACUUCCAGAUUCUGCCAGUCCCCUGAAUACCGACUGUCAGAUUGAGAUGAUAGAGAAUCAAGGGGCCUCUGAAAUUCAAACUCGAGGAAGAGAGGUUGAAGAAAGUGAAAGUCUCUCGGUAAUAGUAAAAGAUGACGACUCAAGGGGGUCUGCAGAUGCUGAAGUAUCUGAAUUAAGGCCAACCUCAUAUCCGUCCAAAUUGCGCCGGUCAAGAACACAACAGCUUGUGGUUCCGAAGGGAGAAAACACUGUUUCGAGUUGCAAUGAGAGCUUGAAUCUGGGCAUUUUAGUUAAAGGGGAAGAUGAUACAUCUGGAAGGAUCAGUAUCUGCUCAAAAAAUAGCAACAGGUCAAUCGAAACGAAGAGAUUUAGCCAUCCAAGUUUCUAUGAGGACAGAAUGCGUUGCUAUGACACCUCACCCAAGUCUGAAACAAUAAUACGUUCAGCUCGGCGUAGUCGCUCUGCCACGCCAGAUGGGCGGCUGUCUUUUGAACGAUCCAACUUGAACUGCCAAAAGUAUCUGGCCUCGCGCGACACGGUGAAUGACAAUUGGCAUUCCUCAGGCCUUGGCGCACAAAUGAAGAGUAGCAUAGGUGGGCCGGCUUCGUAA
Molecule: messenger RNA, 852 nt
Organism: Protopolystoma xenopodis
Lineage: Eukaryota; Metazoa; Platyhelminthes; Monogenea; Polystomatidea; Polystomatidae
Source: the annotation of a GenBank genome assembly